UCGCUUUGUGUGGGAGUUCUAGGGUUUCCUAAAAUGUAAUCAUUGUGUUUCUUACUUUAAAAUCUUCGUAAAUUAUUGCGUCGAAUACAGGAAAUUAGUAUCAUAAAGGAUUUGUGCAGAUUGAGGAAGAAUUCGUUGAAUUUGUGUGAAAUGUUUAAGUGACCUUGAGUAAGCAACAGCUGUCAAAAGAACCUAACUAAUUUGAGAGAAUAGGAAAUGGUUUGAAAACAAUUCACAACAAAUUAUUCCAUCAUGAGGAACGUGGAAGCACAUCUUCUGGAAGAUAAGAUGGAUGAAGCAGUGACGCAUUAUAUAAAUUCCCACCAACCUCCAGAGUCAGUCCAUGUGGAUGCAAGCUCGCUGGCUCUCAACGUGCAGGAAGACGCGGGCGGCAGAGUGGUUACUUUGAUGCAUCCACAGAAUUUCUCCUCGCAGAUGUGCAGACAGGUGUCACUGGGGGAUCAGGUGGGGGAAGGAACCUGGGUGGAAGAGCUGCUGGAUCAGGAAGGUAGACUAGCCGCGCUGGUGGCCCAUCUUUCACGCGCCUCGCAUCAUUCACACACCGGACAUCACAAGGUAUCGUCUUUGAGGGGAGACAUGGACGCUUCAGUCAUUCUUGAUGCUCCUAUGAGAUUGUUUAAUGGACAACAAAUGGACCAACAUCCAGAGUCGAUUGUUGUGCAAGCACUGCCGCCCCUGCAGGACAUGAAGAGAUGCCCCGACGAGGACUGGUUUAAUAAGGACAAAGCUAGCUUAAAGGACGGUACACAAAUCCUGACGGAGCAGGACAGACAAGUGCUGGAGAUGGGUCCGGGCGCGUCCCCGGCACAGCACAAGCACAACAGGAAGAGUCUACCGCACAAGAAGAGGAUAUCCAGGAAGUUGAAACGCACCAACGGCAGCAGUACGCCGCAGCAGGACAUAGUAGUGAUAAACUGCAACGAUGAAGUCCCUCAGGAAGAGAUUUUGCCCGACAGCUUCGUCAACGGCGUGGCUCAUCAGGAGCACUUGCCCGAGGACCCGCAUCACAUCACUCAUGAGAUGCGUGCGCUGUUCAUGUGCCAGCUGUGCGGCGAGUUCUACGGCGACGAGCAGCUGAAGUUCUACCAGCACCUCAAGCAGCACUACGAGCCGCACGACACUAUCAUCAUAGAGAACCCGGUGCCGGUGCCCGACCUCGGCAUCGAUAAGAUGACAAACACAUGCAUUGUGGACAACGCAGCCAAUUUACCGGACUCGAUUGUCGAGCUAUCUCUCGAAAACACCGUACCAAAGACAAUGUACCAACCUAUAGACAAACACAUCCUUUACACGUCAAGCGACAAAACACUCAACUACCAUAGCAAUAAAGUGCAAUAUUCCGAGGCGAGUAUGGAUAAAGAAGUACCUGAGAGCGAGAAGGCGGAUAUGUACGAGCCACUGGAUAAGCUGGAGAAUAUGUAUUUCUGUACAAAGUGCAAUAAGUCGUUCAGGAAGCAGAAACAAUGCGAGGUGCAUAUAAAGGAGGCGCAUUCGAAUCCAAAGCUGGACGACAUGGGCGAGUUCAGCGAGCCUGAGGACCUGAUGGAGGGCAUCCACGUGGCCGUGGACGAUGCGGCCGAGCCUUACGAGCCGCCGCUGCUGCCGCACCUCACCGUGGACAACGGCCAUGUGCACCAGGAACACGUGCGCACCUGGUAUCUACGUAACGGCGCAAGCCCUGGCGCAGUUUCACCCCUUUGCGGCUGCGGCGGCGUCGGCUACUGCCCCGCCUGCACCCAUCCGCCCCAAUCACCCUUACACCCCUCUAUGCACCCACCGGGUAUCACCCCACAGAGCCAUCCCCCAAACCAAACCACCCAGCCGUCCCAAAGCACCCACGUUCCGCAGACGAGUCAGACGCAGGCGAUUAUGCACGCGAGCAGUCCGACGAACAGUCUCGCGAGCACUCACCCGACCAACCACGCGUCGCAUCAUCAGCAGAGUACAAGCAGUCAUCGGCCGCUUGACGCCAAAGAAGAGGCGCUCCAAAGGAUAUUCGACAGCAAUGAAGAACCGCCGGAAACUGCUUUCCCAGACAACGAGAUCUUAGGAAUACACUCAGGGUUACACAUAGAGGAGGAAAAUUCAGGGAACGAAAGGUCUGACAAGAAAAAAGCCAAGUCGUUCGAAUGCCCGCACUGUAGGAGAGUGUUUCAACACAGAAACAGUCUACUUUAUCACGUUUUGAUGCACAGUGAGAAACAACAAGUGUGUCGAGAUUGUGGGAAGAGCUUUUACACGCCCAGUGCCUUGAAGAUUCACAAGCGAGUGCACAACGACGACCGGCCGUGCAAGUGCGACGAGUGCGGCCGCGAGUUCCGCCAGUGGAGCGACCUCAAGUACCACAAGGCGUCCAUACAUUCCAACAAGAAGAACUUCAAGUGCGAGUUUUGCGGCAAGGAGUUCGCGCGGCGCUACUCGCUCAGCGUGCACCGCCGCAUCCACACGGGCGAGCGCAACUACAAGUGUGACUACUGCAGUAAGACCUUCCGCGCGUCUUCCUACCGCCUGAGCCACAUGAGGACUCACACUGGAAGCAAACCCUACAAGUGUACGCAGUGCGAAAAGUGUUUCCGCGUUGCGUACGACCUGCGACGGCACAUGCUCAUACACGACAAAGUGCGAGUCCGGCUCGACGAACAUAAAGGCAAGACGAAAGACAUCAAAGACAAGAAACCCAACUUAGACAUAAAGUUGGAACACAACCCUAAACAAGAACCGAAGUCGCCCGAGAGUGAAGAAAUGAAAACAGACAGCAAACUACCCAUAUUGAAAAGUCUACUCGACAAAAAACCGUCCAAAUCCAAAAAGAGUCCGAAAAAACCGCCUAAUGUUACAGUGCAAAAUAAGGAAGGACAUUUCAAAAUCAACUACGAAGCAUUCGAUUCGCGAGAGCAUUACAUUCUCGGCGACUUCAAACAGAAGGAAACUGAUGAGAUAAUUAGGCUACAAGAGAGGCACGAGGAGAGAGACAUCACUAACUUGAGGUCUUUGAAAAGCCAACAGAUUUGCGAAAUAGUGGAUAGUGAUAGGUUAGUUUUUAACAGAGAGAACACCGAUGGGAAACUGCAAAUUUUCACUCAGAUCGAGAAAAAUAAAGACUAUAGUCCCAUCGUUGGGAAUGCCAUGACUCUCAACGAUAUAAGGAAUCUAGAGAGGGAGGUGGGCAGGGAGGUGAGGAACGACUUACAAGGGGAGGGCAUCGAGACUGUGUUCUUCGAAAGGCUGUCAGCUUACUGCAAUAACAUACCGGCCGUAUGAGACAAGUAUUGGAGGACUGGUAAUCUACCAGUCAGUUAGCUGUGGACCAUUUAGUGAAAUUUUCUUCUGUUUAUUAUACUUUUUUUUUUUUUUGUAAUUUUGUUCGGAUUUGGCGUCGAGUCGGAAUUUCCAGAAAUCGCAAUAGAAUUGGUAGGUAUAUAGACGUGAAAAAUCGAAACGAUUUUGUUUAAAGAAAUACUCAAGAUUUAUGGUUUAUGAAAAUAACCGUGGUAUAGUCAAAAAAAUAGAACAAAGUAUUCACAUUUUUAGUAACACUAAAACUUUAAUGUAAUUUUUUGCAUUGAAUUUGUAUUUAAAAAUUUAAAAAAAAUGUUUUACUGUACUCUAAAUUGUUAUCUGUAAGAACUAAGAACAACAUAUUGUACAAACUUACUUGUCUAAAAUUACUUAAACUUAAUUAAAUAUAUAUAAAUGGCUGCAUUCACGUAGGUUUUCGUCGCAGUACGGCCGACCAUUAUCGAAACCGUUCGGAGCUCUUCAGAAGCUUGUUUACAGGGCGCGGCUAGUUCAAAACUAAACAAACUUCAAACUUUUCUAUUCUUAUAGAUAAUAAAUAGACGUCGAAUAAACACUCUCAAGCUAUUUUAAAUUAAGAGAAAGAAAAUUGUUAUACCAUAUUUUGUUGUGGUCUUUUGUAACUCCGAAAUCGGCACUGAAUUUGACUUUUGCUAACAUUUUCCAAUUGUUACGUGUAUUCGAAAUAUUUUCGAGCGGUUCUUAAUAUGCUACCUAAUGCAUCUGUGAUAGCGUUUACUUAUAUAAUAAUUAUUAUGUAUUUAUACCUUUUGAGGCCAAAUACUUAUCACAGCCUCGAGUGUUACACCCGCGUUCACAAGUCUCACUAUGAAGUCUCAUAGUGCAUCCGAACUCAUGAUGUAGGUUCCUCUAUUCAAGAGGCGUUGUUACACGUCGGAACUUGUCAUACACUGUAUAACACUUAAACGCCCGCAAUCGUGGAAUCAUUUUCGAAUAUUUCAUCGUAUAACAUCAAUGCAAAAUUGACCUUGAUAUUAAUAGUGGUAGAGUCGUUAAUCCUGUAAUUUUCUCCAUGCGCAGUUGACGAAUUUGAGCUUUAAAACUAGCAAAUUAGAUCCCAUUUUACUCUAACGUUUCAUAGUAUCAUUACUCGAAAUAGGCCUUAAAUACGAACGUACCAAGCCUCUGAUUAAUGGUGAACCUACAUAUUCAUGACCACCGAGUCUUUAUAGUGAUUUAGUUAUAUUUGCUUGUGAAUACGGGUAUAAGUUUUAGUGUAGGCAAACCUCGUCACUAAAUUUAGCGUUAAUCUGACAACUUCUAUGGUGAGCCAUAUGAGUUUUAUUAUGUACUGAGACAUCAGAAUGCAAGCCUGCAAGUAACAAAUGUGUCUGUAUCUGACAAAUACAUGUAAAGAUACCUUUAAACACUCUAGUUAAACAGUUGGCAGAAGGCUACACCCUAUAGUCUUAUAAAGAAAAAAAAGUUUUUUUUACUUUUCAUUGUGAAGUUUAUUUCCAAAUUGUUAAGGGAAUAAUCAAAAUAAGUAGGUGAGUCUUUAUUACUCUCUUAACAAUUUGGAAAUAAACUUUACAAUGAAAAGUAACAAAUUCUCAUUGCUUGAAAAUGUUAAAUAAAAAUGAGAUGUUAAGCAUAAUACAUCUCAGGCUGGCUUCGAAAAUAAAUAUAAUUAUUUUAAGCCAAAAAUGAUUACUUAUAAUAUUAUGAAAUGUCAAGUGUACAUUUCACAAAGUAAAUAUUAAAAUAUGUCUCGAAAUGUCAGCCUAUGGCAAAAUAUUGAGAGUCAUAAUCACAAUCAUUUUUUUAUAUUUCUACUUUAAGCUUUGCACGAAAAAAUAAUGAAAUUAUUAUGAACAUUAUAUUACAAGUUAGAAAAAAUGGUACUUUCGUCUCACCUUUGUCAUAAAAGUGUCUCGUACGUACGCUAACUUCAGUGAGAGAGUUUUCCCUACGUUAUACGAUAAAGUCGAGGCUCUGUUUUUGUAUAGUUGUUUGGAAUAUCUACUGUAUAUAUUAGUUGUAUAUUACAUAAGAUCAAGAUUGUUGUAAGUUUGUUACAUUUUUAUUUUAAAUUGACUUAUUACUCUAAUAAACUUUAAAAUUUAACAAAUUUUUUAGAAGACUAGUUAAUUGUAAGUUUCCACUACACCUGCCAGGUGUUUAGCGUGCCUUUUCACCAGGGAUAUCCUGUUAUUAAAAUAUUGUUAUAAUGCUUUUUGACCAGAGAUUUGAUGCCUUUUUCAACAGGGAUGGUAUGCCUUUUUGUCCAUGUAUUAUAUCUUUUGAACAGGGUAAUGAUGUAUUUAUGUGUUUUGACCACUGUUUUUUUUUGGAUCGGGGAUACGAUACCUUUUAACCAUGGAUAUGAGUCCUUCUGACCAGAGAUAUGAUUCCUCUUGACCUCCGAGUUUUAUUGACUGGGGAUACGAGUCUUUUGACCAGAGAUAUGACCUUCCUUGACCUCUGACUCUUUCGAACCGGUGAAAUGAUUCCUUUUGAUCAACGAAUUGGUUUAUAUGAAUCAGAAUCAUUUAUUUUCAGUUAAAAUAUGGUAUAUUUAACAUGUUUACAGUCCAUUGUUUCAUUACUUUUUAGUCUAAAAUAUUAUUCAAAAAAGGUUUACCCACAAAAAAAACUCUUUUUAUAUUUGUAUUUAUGUCUUAAAAAGUAAUUUACACAAACAUUUUUUUAAACAUCACGAUUUUAGGUAGUAAAAGAUAUAGUUGUUAGUUAUUGGGGCCCCUCGGUAGUUGUUUCAUAUUUUGAGGCCCUCGAUCUCCUAAGAAUAUACAGUUACCUCCCUUGCACCCAGUCGCCCGAUUCAGUAUCUUUUUCCAAGUUGCCAACUCUUCAUACAAACCUCAUAAUAAUAGACAGGGGCAGUCGGAUCAUCCUGUUCACAUCCCACUGCUCCGCACAAGCCUCUUAUAGGAGAGGAAAUCAGAGCAUGAACCACCUCGCUGCUCGUAUGUGGCAAGGCGGGAAUUAACGAUUAUUUAUUAUACACAAUAUUAUGUGAGUCAAGGACAAUGCCCAUUUCCUAAACUAGCUAUUGAUUUUUUUUUGACAGAAAAUCUCGAAUGCCAUUUACUUACUUGAACCUAGAAUCAAAAUCGGGACCUUUACUCCAAUACGCUGCUCACAGUGAACAAACUUUGGACCAACGAGACAGUUGUACAUUCAUCACAAUUGCAUGGAGAUGACAGUCAGACGGCCUUCGGUUUGAACCGUCAUACGAGUUACCGAAUCGGGUGACUGGUCGGUGUAGUGGCAACCAGCCUUUGAGUACCUAACUGUAAAAUAAUCAACAAAUAACCAUCGUAUGUUCUCAAUACAAAUAUAUUUAUACGGAAACAGUAAAUUAUGUCGAAUUAUGUGUAAAGUAUAAGGCGCUUCGCAAACGUAGAGCCUUGAAUUGUUGAUAUUGAAGACUGCAACUGACAAAUGUCUUAUGCAUCAUAGACUUCGACUGCUGGAUCAAAGUCUUUUGAAGGUCGUUCCAAAUUCCACGGUUUUGUGCAGCUUGUGUCCAGUGUCUUAUGUAUAUUAAU
Messenger RNA from Pararge aegeria (speckled wood butterfly), 6851 nucleotides. RefSeq names its product zinc finger protein 62 homolog. Gene Ontology annotation, biological process: regulation of transcription by RNA polymerase II. NCBI's taxonomy places the organism in Eukaryota, Metazoa, Arthropoda, Insecta, Lepidoptera, Nymphalidae. Bases 253 to 3282 code for a protein of 1009 amino acids. Gene Ontology annotation, cellular component: chromosome. The record is from RefSeq and is a predicted model, not a curated record. The transcript is spliced from 15 exons. Gene Ontology annotation, molecular function: chromatin insulator sequence binding.